AUGCACCCUCGUCUGAUUCGAUUGGCCUAUUCAAGAUGUAGAAGGCGAACGCGCGGCCUGGGCAAGGCUUUCGGCUCGAGUGGAGCUUUUGCUCUGCUGCAUAGCGCUGGUGGUGCCCAGGCUACCCAGACAUCCCCCGUGCAGUCUCCAAGCAAGACAAUGAAGGUGGAGGUGGAGUCCAAGACGCAAGCAACCCGCGCCGCUGAUGCCAUCGACGAGAUGGCUUUGCCGCUCUACACGCUAGCUUCGCCAUCCCAGGGAACUGCUGACUUUUUGAAGUGGUGGUACGCUACACGAUUAGGCGGUUCGUUUGCCGGCUCAGAAGCCGACGGAAGCGCCUCGCAGGACUUGGAGAGUACGAGAAUCCAGCGAGCAUUGUCUCAGCAAGCUUUGCUGGACGGCAGCAAGACCAGCCGGCAUAAGACCCAUGCCAAGGUUCCUGCGUCGACAACACCGCAAGACGACUCAAAUACACACGCUGAGCCUUCAACGGCUGUUGCUACGCACAACGACAUCAAGCACAAGGAGACAGAGCCGUCAGCGAAGCCAACCGAAAAUCACAUCAACGAACUCAUGAGCUUGGGAUCAUUGUACGAGCCAAUCCGAAGGCCGCGCCAUCCGAUCGUCUUGUUGCAUGGACUGGGUGGCUUCGACAAGCGAGGAUUAUUUCUCGGCCUCGAGAUUCAUUACUGGGCGACAGUGCUUGAUAUUCUGCGCAAGAAGAUUGGAGCAGACGUCAUCGUCAAGGCGGUGCCGGGAGCUGGAUCGAUCAAGGAUAGGGCCAACACGCUGCACCAGUUUCUGUGCACGCCCGAAGCUGCCGUGCUCGGCAAAAAGGUGAAUCUGGUGGCGCAUAGCAUGGGUGGUCUGGAUGCUAGACACCUCAUCACCAACAUCAAGCCCACCGAAUAUGAGCCCAUCAGCUUGACCACGCUCAGCACGCCCCACCGGGGUAGCCCAUUUAUGGAUUGGUGCAACGCCAAUGUUGGAGUCGGCAACGAUGCGAUCGAAGAAGCGGUGCAGCAGGCUCGUCAGAGCGGUGCACUAGCCGACUCGUCACACCUACCAAAGGUGCCGUACACGCUCAAAACGCCUAUCUUUGUGAAGCCCAAGAAGACCAAAGCAAAGGAGGAAGCAAAGAGCGAGGCGGAGGCAGAGUCGAAUGCCAUCGACUCACGAAGAUCUGAGGGCGAUCAGAGCAAUGUCGAGCUGGAUCCCAGCUUCAAAGAAAAGGUUGACGAGAAGCUCUGUGAGGCUGUGGAGACUGUCAAAGCAACUACACAGAGCGCCGGGGUUGGCAACACUGCAGACUCAGACUCUGCAAAGACGAAGACAAAAACAAAGGGCAAGCCUAACGAAGGAAAGCCGGGCGGUAUUAGCUUGCCCUUCAGUAUGAGUACGUUCACAAAUGCUCUGUCAAUGCUGGGGGGCAGCUUCUCGUCGUACAUGCUCUCUGUGCUUGAUCAGCCGGCCUACGCCAUGCUUAGCACCAAGUACAUGACGGAAGUGUUCAAUCCUUCCACCCCAGACUCGCCACACGUCCAGUACUACUCUGUCGCAGCACGGACGCGCAGCAUACAACCUUGGCAUCCACUCUGGCUGCCCAAGCUGAUCCUCGAUGCAGCGGCUGAAAGUCGUACGGGCGGUGCAGAGACGGACGGCAGCGGUGAUGCGUUGGGGGGCAAGCUGCAGGGCAAUGAUGGAUUGGUUAGCGUCCAGAGUGCAAGAUGGGGUCACUUUUUGGGCGUCAUUGACGGUUGCGACCACUGGGAUCUUCGUGGUGGAGGUGGUCCUAGAUGGGGCGCUGGAGAGAAGAUCAACUACGCUACAGGUAAGCCUUGGGAGGGAAGCACAUCAGGGUCAGAACGUCUGGAUGACGCGCCGAAAAAGGCUGCAAAAGAGGAGGCUGCAAAGACCGAGGGUUCCAGCUGGAUCGAUAUCAAUCGGCUCCUUGAUGUCUUCACCAAGAGCAAGAAAGAGCCGAAAGACAACGCCCUAGUGGAUAGAAAGGCCAGAGACACCGCGACAGCCAGCAAAGCAGAGGACAAGGAGGCCACAGACAGCGACGGAAAUUCUAAGCCUGCGUCGGACGGGCCCAGCUCCUUUCUAGAGCACUACGCCGCCAUAGCUGCGCCUGACGAUGCAGGAAUGCCAGACACAGCCCGGCCUUGGCAUUCGAGCGAGCUUGCGAGCAUGUCCAAAGACGCUGCAGGUGCCGGCGACUCGGGCAUUGUAUCUGAAGUUGCGGAAUGGAUCUCCGAGCGCCUUCCACAGCGGGACGAGCGUAGACGAGCGCAGGCGGAGAGGGCGGCAGAUGCUCAAGACGCUCUGGCCGAAGCAAGUCGCGUGACUAGCCAAGCCGCUUUCGCCUACCUUGCCGGCAGCAAUGGAGAAGAGCAUGAACCUGGUCAUACCGAGCCGGCACGCUUGACGCUGGCGAGCACCCCAACGUGGAGCGAAAUACGUUCCGCACCGCCCGAAGCUGUGCUCAUUGGACAGCCGCCGCCACUUCCUAGUCCCAGAUCGGCAGGAGGCUCACCAACAACGGAGUCCAGUGGUGCAAGCGCCAGCCCUCGACUGAAGCGUGAUGCGCAGUGGGAAGCUUCACUGGAUCAAAAUGCUGCUUCGCGCGAGCUGCGUCGAGAGUUGGCCUGGCAUCGGGCAGAAAGGGCACGAAGAUUUGCCAUUCAAUACCCAUUGUCGGGAGAUGCAGCCCUGACGGAUGCUGCUGCCUCGAUGAGCAGCUUCCCCGCUACGUCUGCAGUACCCAACCGUCGCGUGCCCUUCGCUAGCGACAGUGCUGAUCUGGACUGGGACGCGCAGGCAAAGCGCAGACCGAGCAAGGAAGCCUCGAAGAAGGAGUCUGAGAAGGAGAAACGUAGACAGAGCGAUCAGCUUGAGCGAUUCUGGCUCGCUGUAUGUCUGCACCUGUACCAACAAGGACACUGA
Messenger RNA from Ceraceosorus bombacis, 2949 nucleotides. The record is from the annotation of a GenBank genome assembly. Lineage: Eukaryota; Fungi; Basidiomycota; Exobasidiomycetes; Ceraceosorales; Ceraceosoraceae.